ACGCAGCAAUCGUUACCCGCCCACUCUGCUUGGGCAGGAGCAGCUCGCAGAGCAGGAGCUGCCGUGGCCUCACAGACAAGACGGUUUCAAGUUACACUUCGACCGGGCUUUGUUUCAUUUCAUCAUCAAUAAUCGCGGUUUGGUCGCUUUAUAUCCGUACGGACAGUUUCAGGUUAAGUUAAGGUGGUCGUUCAAACAAUAAACCCAGGUACACUUUGGUAGAAAAGGCAGCAGAAGAAGAAGACAAUGUGGCAGACGAAGAAGCAGCAAAGUUGUCGCUUGGCUGUCAUGUUUGCUACUUGUUGAACACACUGCCAGGGCAGCCUGUAGAGAAAGUGAUGGCACAAUGAUGGCAGAGCUGCAGAUUGACCAGUCUAGCCUCCCCCGUGUCCAGGAAGUGCGGCAGAGUUUUGCUGUGUUGGAAGAUGGUGUGUUGGCACAUAAUCUGCAGGAGCAGGAAAUUGAGCAGUACUACACCACCAAUAUCCAGAAGAACCAGCUGGUGCAGAACGACAUCCGUGUAGCCAAGCAGCUCCAGGAUGAGGAGAAGGAGCAGCAGGCCCAGCAGAGAGCCCUGCUGAGACAAACUUCCAGACGACUAGAGGAACAGGACUUUGAGUAUGCCCGUGUUAUCCAGGAGGAGAUCCAGCAGACAUCUGAGGCAGCCUGGAGAAGGGAGCAGGAUGAUGAGGAAAUGGCUAGAAGAAUGCAAGAGGAAGAAGAGCAAAGGAUGAGGAGAACCCGAGAGCAGGAGGAGUACUGUGAAGGCAGCUCCAGCGGUUCUGCACCGCCAUCACCAAACCAGUUUACACUCGACCGUCAACAUCAGGGAGAGGUGCAGUACUCCCCUACCACCACUAGGUGGCCAUACUCUAACACACCUAACCAUCCAGACUUCUGUAGGCCUCCAGAUUACUACCCAGGCAGGAUAGAAGCUCACAAAACCAUAACUGUGCGGUCUGAUAAAGGACAUACACACUCCCAUCGAGAAUUUAGAAGGGAAUUAGAAGAGAGACAGAUGCAUGAAAUUUGUGAGGACUAUGUUUAUUCGGAAAACCAACCAAUUAAAAGACACAACACAGCAACCCUCCAUCGCAGAUCAUCCUUACAUUUGCCUCGAGAGAGAGACUACAGGACUCUUAACAGCAGGAUCGCAGAGGAGUUUGAUUGCUGGGAGAAGUAUUAUGAGAAUGGUGAUAAAGACAAGAGGGGGACAAGGGACUUGAAGCGGGAAAGGCGCUCCAGGGUGAAAAAUGGGGCUUGGACAAUCUCCAGUAAUGAGAAUGGAGCUUCAAGGUCAGUCGAGGUUGGACGACGGUGCAGUCGCAGUGAAUCUGUCAGGCUUUAUGACGCUACUGAUAAAAAGAAGAGCGACUUAAUUAGGACUUGGACCUACAGAGACAAUCCUGACAAACAUGUCCACUUCGCUGCCGACACCAGGAGCUUAAACAAGUGCCAGGACACAAACAUGGAUGUGUGGGAGAUGCUUGGCUAUAUCCUCCAGGAAAGAGGUGUCCCUGUGAGGCUCGGUGACAACGGAGCACCCCUGAAAAUAGGUCCUCAAAGCAGAGACAGGACUGAGAUCUCCUACGCCGACUCCCAACCCCAUCAGAUGGCCUUCCAAAGAACUGCCUCCGCCAGACACAGUUUCCAUGGAGACAUUAGGGAAAGGAAGAGAUUAAUUCACAGGGAGAACAGUGAGUGGGAUCACAGAGGAACUAAAGACAGCCAUCAUAACAUUUUGCUGCAUGACAGACAGCUUUAUGAUAUAAAUAGCAGAGACUCGUGUCUGUCCAACAGAGAGAGGCGGGGCAGUAGCAGUUUGAGAGCACUUAGAAGUCCUGACAAUGAGUACGAGAGGGGAAGCAGUUCCAGCAAUGAUGGAGUCAAGAGAACAACUGGCAGGCCUUGGCACAGUACAGUAGAACAUUUCAGUACUAAUGAUGAGAUGGAAAGGGGAGUAGAGCAUCCUCUUCGCAGACCCUUCUGCAGCAGAUGGUCCAGUUCAAGACGCAUGGCAGCAGUGGCAUCACUAAAACCCAAGAAAGAGCAGACAAGCUUGGACAUGGGAGAACUCCGGCAGGUUCUACAGGAUGAAGAGGUGGCCCGCAAGAUGCAAGAGGAAGAGUCAAAGUUGUUUUUGAGGACCUCACAGUCCACGCCAUGUCGAUGUCACCCACAGGGAGACUUCCGCGUCGCACAAGUGGCCCAGGACGAGGAAAUCGCUCAUUACAUGCAAAAGCAAGAAGUAAAGUCACACCGCAGAUCACGUGAUCUCGAAGGACCGGCAUCAUGGCGUGAACACAGAGCUAUGAUGAGUCUGCACGACAGGAGAAGUGCAAGAGAGAGACAGGUGCAGAGAGAGAGGCUCGAUUCUGAGGGUUUUCCUUCUCCCACAGAGGACUGUCCCCCAGAGAACCAGCCUCCCAGCCCCGUCUCCACACUACCACAACCCCAGCAGCAAAGGAACAUUGCGGAGGAGCUGGACCCGACCUUCCAGACCAGGAGGCAAGGCGCAGACAUCCUCCAAAUGGGACAAAGCGGCCCCAUCAGUCAGUCACUUCCCGCACCACAUGCAGGCCUGCAGGACUUUCCCCAGGAGCCAAACUUCAUCCCGCCCACCAAGCGCCCGACAGACAAACAAGGACGCACUAAACCCAAAGAAAAGAAAGAAAAUUUUCUUGUAACAGAAGGAGCAGAGGUGGUCGCCGCAGAGGAGGCCAUCUUUGCACCCACACUGUGUGUCGCUUGUGGUGGUGCACACCUUCACCAGAACCUGUGCACCUGCAUGAUGAUGAUGAUGAGACGGUUGAAAAGGGUUCGAGAAGCUUGAUAGCUCACCCUAAAGUAGUACUGACCUUCACACUGCGUGCACCUGUCACACCUGUCAGCUUUGGGAUUUUCUGUGAAGGUUCCCGACUCACAAGGGGUGCAAAGCGUUUUUGGAUCUAGGCCACAGUUUUUAACCAGACGGUUGCCUGCAAACACACAACCGGCAGUGUUAAUAUAGGGAUAUGGCGAUCAAUAACGGACCGUUUUCCUGAAAAAGUAUGUGACCGGCUACUGCCAAUCAAUGCCUUCCAGUGCCGCUCACAAAAACCCAUCCCUUCUGGCUGACACUUUAUUUAUUUUUAGUCCCCCGGCUGACAGGCGGCUAGCAGCUAAUUGUGUUUGUCUCUAUACAGAGUGUGAAGCCGCUCUCCUAAAUUAAUAAUCAUCACCUACAUAGCAACAAAUAAACAACAUUACAUUACAUGUUCGUGUUGGAGGAGUUAUGAAUGACUGAAAUAUGAAAUCCAUGCUGCAGUCUGCAGGUGUACCUAAUGUUGUGGGCCAGCAGUCAUUCACAACUCCUCCAACACGAACAUUAUUGUUCUCGCACUUUUUGGCUUCUUAUUAAAUAACUUUUUAAAAUUGAUUCAAUCUUGCACGUGGAAAGUUUAAGUGUGGGCUUUAGUUGAUAUAACACUCCCGUCAGGGGGUGCAUUCUAUGGCGGGGGUGCAUUAUCCGGCACAAAGAGGCGGGAUUACUGCGAGCCUCAGCCAGUGCGUCUUCGCAGCCGUUUUAUGCACAUACAGUUGUUGACAAAAUACACUGUACAUUAUUUACCUCAGCUAACUAAACUAUGGAAAUGUAUAAUAUAAUUCAUAUAGCAAUACGGUCUCACUGAACAGCAGGCCAGCAGUUAUACAUUGCUAAUGUGGUAAAUGACUAUUCUAGCUGCAAAUGUCUGGUUUUUGGUGCAAUAUCUACAUAAGUGUAUAGAGGCCCAUUUCCAGCAACUAUCACUCCAGUGUUCUAAUGGUACAAUGUGUUUGCUCAUUGGCUCAGAAGGCUAAUUGAUGAUUAGAAAACCAUUGUGCAAUCAUGUUCACACAUCUGAAAACAGUUUAGCUCGUUACAGAAGCUACAAAACUGACCUUCCUUUGAGCAGAUUGAGUUUCUGGAGCAUCA
Molecule: messenger RNA, 3955 nt
Organism: Entelurus aequoreus (snake pipefish)
Lineage: Eukaryota; Metazoa; Chordata; Actinopteri; Syngnathiformes; Syngnathidae
Gene: ccdc187
Product: coiled-coil domain containing 187
Exons: 14
Coding region: 347-2833 (828 amino acids)
Source: RefSeq, a predicted model, not a curated record